Messenger RNA from Numida meleagris (helmeted guineafowl), 825 nucleotides. It is a transcript of the gene LYRM2, whose product is annotated as LYR motif containing 2. Gene Ontology annotation, cellular component: mitochondrion. Bases 82 to 384 code for a protein of 100 amino acids. The transcript has 3 exons. Lineage: Eukaryota; Metazoa; Chordata; Aves; Galliformes; Numididae. The record is from RefSeq and is a predicted model, not a curated record.
CAGUGCACAAAUCUUGAGUUUUCAUAUGAAAAUAUACUCUGGUUUACGUAACUCCAACACCCACGCUCCUUCUUUCAGGAUAUGCCGCCUUCAGCUCAGGGGCGGCUCCGGGGAGGGACGCGGCGGCGCAGCAAAUGGCGGCCGCUGUGCCCCGCCCGCCGGGCCGGGAGAGGCGGGGCCGUGCGCCAUGGCCGCCAGCCGCUUGCCGCCCAGCGCCCUCACCCUGCGGCAGAGGCAGACCGCCGCCAUCUCCAGGAGUGGGCCCGGGAGGAGUUCCGGAGGAAUAAAGAUGCUACAGAAGAGGAUGCAAUCCGGAUGAUGAUUACUCAAGGCCACAUGCAGCUGCGGGAACUUCAGAGAGCACUGAAGUUGGCCAAGUCCUGAGUGCGGUUUUGCUGACAGCUGGACUUCGAUCUGGUGUAAAUAAACACAGAUUUUUUGUCCAGAAUGUAGUUAUAAUAGCAGCCUUUGGUGAUAUCCUGGUAAUGCUUGAAGGUAGAUGUACCACAGUGGGUUUUUCGAGUUUGGGUUGCUUUUUUCCUCUUCUUCUUGGCUUGGUUACCCUCCCAUGUGGAAAUCACUCGGACACAAAAGGCCUUAAAGAACUGAAUGGAUGAUGGAGCUCGUGCUUUGGGAAAACAGGAAGCCCCCAGAAUUACAACAGCAGUGUUUUGCUAGGGAGACAGAAGAUAAAUAGAAGCCAGCUUAUUCUCUGUCUGUCUCCUGCUACGGUACCUUUAUGUGGUAACAUCUGUGGUGGUAGCAGCCUUUUCUAGGCUAAAGCACUUGGGAUAAAUAAAUGGGUCUAAACCAAACAUGAAAAAA